Molecule: messenger RNA, 1266 nt
Organism: Colletotrichum truncatum
Lineage: Eukaryota; Fungi; Ascomycota; Sordariomycetes; Glomerellales; Glomerellaceae
Product: para-nitrobenzyl esterase
Source: RefSeq, a predicted model, not a curated record
AUGCGGUUCCAGACUCUACUUCUGCUGGCGGCCUCCGGCGGCGCAACAGCCGCAUCCCCGCCCACUCGGCCUACUGUGACUGUAUCCUCCGGUGUCAUUCAUGGAGUAUCGACCAACCUCCCUAAGAAAGGGGCGACGGUGAACAAAUUCCUCGGUGUGCCGUACGCCGCACCUCCGGCCCGGUUCGAACGACCCACUUUCCCGGAGCCGUGGAAGAAGCCUUUCAAAGCCACCAAGUUCGGCCCUGCAUGCUUACAGAACUUUGGCCUCAACGAAAUCGCCCCUCGAGUUGAAGUCCUCCAAGAGCUCUUCAACACCCCCAAGCCACCCGAGAGCGAAGACUGUUUGAGCAUCAACAUUUUCGCACCGGUAGCAACGCUGGCAAAGGCUCCACGUGCGGUUCUAGUCUUCAUCCCCGGCGGGGGCUUCCAGCUCGGAUCCGGCAGGUCUGACCUAUCUGCCUUUGCGGCAUACGAAGACAUCAUCGCCGUCUCCUUCAACUACAGGACAAACGUCUUUGGCUUUCCUUCUUCACAAGACAUCCCAAUUACAGAGCGCAACCUCGGUCUCUACGACCAGCGUCUGGCUCUGGAAUGGAUCCAGCAAAACAUCGCCUCCUUUGGCGGCGACCCAAGCAAAGUCACAAUCUGGGGCGAGUCCGCGGGCGCCUUCUCCGUCGACUUCCACCUGAAGGCCUACGCAAACGACCUCCCGCUGCCAUUCCGCGCAGCGAUCCCGUCUAGCGGGCAGACGAGUUUCGGGUUCGCCGCUUUGACGCCGAACCCGAGAGACGACAGCGGAUGGCUGGCGCUCGCGGAGGCGGUGGGAUGCAAGACCGGAUCCGACCUCCUGAAGUGCAUGAAGAAGGCCUCCUCCAAGAAACUCGUCGACGCCAUGUUCAAGCAGAAGAUCAGCUUCAGCCCCCAGCUCGACGGCGUGACCGUCCUCGGGAAACCGGCCGAGCUCUGGAGGACAGGCCAGGUCGCCAGGGUCCCGAUCCUCACGGGCACGAUAUGGGAGGAGGGCCGCGCUCUGGUGAACGACAAGGUCAACUUGACCACGUUCCUCGCCGUCUACCUCCCUUUUCCUCCGAUUUACAAAGAGACCACCGACGCCAUCGUAGCAGUGUACCGCUCCGACCCCCGCCUGAAAACGGACUUUGACAUUGCAGCGGCUAUCCUGACGGACUUCUUCUGGGCCUGCGUCCGUCCUUCCCCCUAUCUUCUCUUCCGUUCUAGAAUCCGUGAGCCAAAAAGAGCUAACUAA